GGCGUGUUGUCGGCGGCCGCGGGCCUGUACGUGUUGCGCCGGCUGGGCCUGGCCAUGGCCUGGAAGUCCGGAGGCUCCAGCCACGCCGAGCUCAUACACAACCUCCGCAAAAAUGGAAUAAUCAAAUCAGAUAAAGUAUUUGAAGUAAUGCUGGCCACAGACCGCUGCCACUAUGCAAAGUGCAAUCCGUACAUGGACUCACCACAAUCAAUAGGCUUUCAAGCAACAAUCAGUGCCCCACACAUGCAUGCCUAUGCUCUAGAACUUCUAUUUGAACAACUGCACGAAGGAGCCAAAGCUCUUGAUGUGGGAUCUGGAAGCGGAAUCCUCACUGCGUGCUUUUCCCGCAUGGUUGGUCCCACUGGAAAAGUUGUAGGAAUUGAUCAUAUCAAAGAGUUAGUAGAUGACUCUAUAAAUAAUGUCAAGAAGGAUGAUCCAUCGUUUUUGACUUCAGGACGAGUGAAACUGAUCGUGGGGGAUGGAAGAAUGGGCUAUCCAGAAGAAGCUCCCUAUGAUGCUAUCCACGUGGGCGCUGCCGCACCAGUUGUCCCCCAAGCACUUAUAGAUCAGUUAAAGCCUGGUGGAAGAUUGAUAUUACCAGUCGGUCCUGCAGGUGGAAACCAGAUGCUGGAACAGUAUGACAAGCUAGAAGACGGCAGCGUCAAAAUGAAACCAUUGAUGGGGGUGAUAUAUGUGCCUUUAACAGAUAAAGAGAAGCAAUGGUCCAGGUGGAAGUGAUUUUCUGUUCCACUGUCUCUUCUUCCACACACACACAUACAAGGGAUGAAUUGUAAAAGCUACAUCGACUUGACCUGAAUAUAGUAUUUCAGUGACUUGCUCAUCUCCAGUUCUAAAAGCCUUUUUGAAAACCAACAGCAUCGCAGCUUGCUUUGGACUUUGUUAUACUGUUAGAAUCAGCAUGAAAAUGCGUGGUUUUGUGGGUUUUCCAUUUAUUUUUUUAAAACAGCCCAGAGAUAAUCUGACAGAGGGAUGACGAAGGGUUACUUGUGGGUUAUUUGGGCAGGGUUACUCCAACAUGGUCUGAUUUUACUUGCAGGUGUUAGAAAGAAAGGGAUUUCUGCAAAACUGGGGGAAAAAAGCUGGUUUGUGAACUCUGAUUUUGUUUUAUAGGGGUGGUUUUUCUUCUCUUGGACACUCAUUUCAGUUCUCAUUGAUCGAUUUGCUUCUGUGCACCCUAUGACACUACGAAAAUAUCUGGUUCAGUUAUCUGUUAUAGGAGCCUUAGAAAAUAGAAGUGAGCUUCCUUUUUAAAACUUUUGAUGUGGUGUCAUAGAAUAGCAUGUAAUAGAUACAAUCAGCUGCUUUGAUAGAUACCUUAGAAACCAGGCCUUUGUAUAUACUAUACUUCAAGAGAUCACAGAAGGUGUCUCAUGUACCCAACUGUUCGAUCUGGACACAAUUGACGAUUCUCCUCCUGCCUUUCAAAAUGACAAAAAAUGCAAAGUUCAUUAUUUUUCCUGUUUAUAACUUACUACUGAUAGUGUAUGAAUUUAGCCUGCUGUGUAAGCUCUGUCCUAAUUAUUGAACAGUUUAUGCAGUGCUGCUUUGCCAAAUAAAGUUAAAAGCAAAAAUGAA
Tachyglossus aculeatus (Australian echidna) is the source of this 1596-nucleotide messenger RNA. It is a transcript of the gene PCMT1, whose product is annotated as protein-L-isoaspartate (D-aspartate) O-methyltransferase. Gene Ontology annotation, cellular component: cytoplasm. The coding region runs from base 55 to 738 and encodes 227 amino acids. Gene Ontology annotation, molecular function: protein-L-isoaspartate (D-aspartate) O-methyltransferase activity. The record is from RefSeq and is a predicted model, not a curated record. Gene Ontology annotation, biological process: protein modification process. The transcript is spliced from 8 exons. Lineage: Eukaryota; Metazoa; Chordata; Mammalia; Monotremata; Tachyglossidae.